Nannospalax galili (Upper Galilee mountains blind mole rat) is the source of this 1992-nucleotide messenger RNA. RefSeq names its product saccharopine dehydrogenase (putative) (gene Sccpdh). Lineage: Eukaryota; Metazoa; Chordata; Mammalia; Rodentia; Spalacidae. The record is from RefSeq and is a predicted model, not a curated record. Bases 147 to 1436 code for a protein of 429 amino acids. The transcript is spliced from 12 exons. Gene Ontology annotation, biological process: glycolipid biosynthetic process. Gene Ontology annotation, cellular component: mitochondrion; plasma membrane; lipid droplet.
GCCGCGUGAAGGGAGCGCGGCGCUCUAGCUCAGCGGACCGCCGGCAGGACGGCGGCGGUUGUUGCGCCCGGUACUGGGGUUGCGGCCUGAGGCGCAGGCGCCGUGGACUCAGCCCGCGUCAGGGUGAGGCUCGCUGUGGACUCGCCAUGGCGACGGAGCAGAGGCCUUUCCACCUGGUGGUGUUCGGCGCGUCUGGCUUCACAGGCCAGUUCGUGACAGAGGAGGUGGCCCGGGAGCAGGCGGCCGGGGAGCUCAGCCCCGGUCUGCCCUGGGCCGUGGCGGGCCGCUCCAGGGAGAAGCUGCAACAAGUGCUGGAGAAGGCUGCCCAGAAGCUGGGAAGACCAACACUAUCAUCUGAGGUCGGAAUAAUAAUUUGUGAUAUCAGUAAUCCAGCCUCACUUGAUGAAAUGGCUACAAAGACGACACUUGUCCUCAACUGCGUAGGACCUUAUCGAUUUUAUGGAGAACCUAUAGUAAAAGCAUGUAUUGAAAAUGGAACAAGCUACAUUGACAUCUGUGGGGAGCCUCAGUUUCUGGAGCUAAUGCAGGCAAAGUAUCAUGAGAAAGCUGCAGAAAAAGGGGUUUAUAUCAUUGGAAGCAGUGGCUUUGACUCCAUUCCAGCAGACCUGGGAGUGAUCUAUACCAGAAAUAAAAUGAACGGUACUUUGACUGCUGUGGAAAGUUUCCUGACUAUUCAUUCAGGACCUGAGGGGUUGUGUAUUCAUGAUGGUACCUGGAAGUCAGCAAUUUGUGGUUUUGGAGAUAAGAGUAGUUUGAGAAAACUACGAAGUGCAUCAUGUCUGAAACCUGUCCCAAUUGUUGGUUCAAAGUUGAAAAGAAGGUGGCCAGUUUCUUAUUGUAGAGAACUCAGCACAUAUUCCAUUCCUUUCUUGGGAUCUGAUACAUCUGUUGUGAAGCGGACUCAGCGUUACUUACAUGAAAACUUAGAGGAAUCACCAGUUCAGUAUGCUGCUUAUGUAACUGUGGGAGGCAUCACUUCAGUUAUUAAGCUGAUGUUUGCGGGACUUUUCUUUUUAGUCUUUGUGAAGUUUAGCAUUGGAAGGCAACUUCUUGUAAAAUUCCCAUGGCUCUUUUCCUUUGGUUAUUUUUCAAAACAAGGUCCGACACAAAAACAGAUGGAUGGCACAUCAUUUACAAUGACAUUCUUCGGUCAAGGAUACAGCCAGGGCUUUAGUACUGAUAAGAACAAACCAAAUAUCAAAAUUUGUACUCAAGUGAAGGGGCCAGAAGCUGGCUACGUGGCUACCUCCAUAGCCAUGGUUCAGGCUGCUAUGACUCUUCUAAAUGAUGCUUCUCACCUUCCUAAGGGGGGUGGUGUCUUCACACCUGGAGCAGCUUUCUCCAGAACAAAGUUGAUUGACAGACUCAACCAACAUGGUAUCGAGUUUAGUGUCAUCAGCAGCUCUGAAGUCUAAACAUUUGAAGAAUUAACUGAAUCAUAAAAUGCAUGAAUUAACAGCUUCUGUAUUUGAUACGUGAAAUUCUUCUAAAGCCUAUCUGACUAUAUGUGGAAAAGAUUGUGAAAUCUAAAAUACAUUAAAAGGAGGAAAUUGAAGUCUACUAGUUUAUCCUGAACUUCAUAUCUCAGCUGUGUUUACAAUUUUAUUGCUUGUGAGAGAAAACUGAUAUUCUCCUUACUUUUUCAUUGACGUGUUCCUGGUAAAUUUUGAUGAGCUCGAAGGUCAGAUGGUGGAGGAGGGGGUCCCUGUCUGUGUUGCAAACAGCAUUCCUUAGUAAGGGGGUUUGGCCAGCAUUAGGCUAAUGCAGUAACUUCUGCCUUCCUUGCUGUGGUGGUGUGGAAUCUCACCCUCUAGUAAGUUUCUCUACAUAGUGUGUGAGCAUUUGCUAAGUGACAUUGUACUUUAAAAAAAAAUUAGCACAAAAUUUAGUAGAUUUCUUAUCCAUCUACAUGGACUGAUUUUGGAUUGUUUACCUAAGUUGAAUAAUAAAGGGUUAUCAAUUGAAUAAUUC